This is a messenger RNA of Cylas formicarius (sweet potato weevil), 581 nucleotides long. It is a transcript of the gene Arpc4, whose product is annotated as actin-related protein 2/3 complex subunit 4. Gene Ontology annotation, biological process: Arp2/3 complex-mediated actin nucleation; actin filament polymerization. Lineage: Eukaryota; Metazoa; Arthropoda; Insecta; Coleoptera; Brentidae. The transcript has a single exon. The record is from RefSeq and is a predicted model, not a curated record. Gene Ontology annotation, cellular component: Arp2/3 protein complex; actin cytoskeleton. Gene Ontology annotation, molecular function: actin filament binding. The coding region runs from base 73 to 579 and encodes 168 amino acids.
CGUCAACAAGGCUUCUUUAGGUGUGGUAAUUUAGUUUUGAUGGCCGUUUAUGCUGAAGAAUUUUGAAUUAAAAUGUCAGCAACGCUAAAGCCGUAUCUUACGGCAGUAAGACACACUUUGACAGCAGCAAUGUGUUUGGAGAAUUUCUCCUCUCAAGUGGUGGAAAGACAUAACAAGCCCGAAGUGGAGGUUAGGUCGUCGAAAGAGCUGUUACUAACUCCCGUGGUAAUAUCGCGAAACGAGAAGGAAAAGGUCUUUAUAGAAACGUCGGUAAAUUCCGUGAGGAUAAGUAUUGCGGUAAAGCAGGCGGACGAGAUCGAGAAGAUUCUAUGCAAGAAAUUCAUGCGUUUCAUGAUGAUGCGAGCGGAAAACUUCAUCGUACUCCGACGGAAACCUAUUGAAGGGUACGACAUAAGCUUCUUGAUUACGAAUUUUCACACGGAGCAAAUGUACAAGCACAAGCUCGUGGAUUUCGUUAUUCACUUUAUGGAGGAAAUUGACAAAGAGGUAUCGGAAAUGAAACUGGCGGUCAAUGCACGGGCAAGGAUCGUUUCUGAAGAAUUUCUGAAGCGAUUCUAGGA